Molecule: messenger RNA, 830 nt
Organism: Entelurus aequoreus (snake pipefish)
Lineage: Eukaryota; Metazoa; Chordata; Actinopteri; Syngnathiformes; Syngnathidae
Exons: 6
Coding region: 22-627 (201 amino acids)
Source: RefSeq, a predicted model, not a curated record
AAGGUCAUCUUUCUUGCAUCCAUGCACAGUCUUCCUGCUCUCAGCUAUUGUUCACUUGUCAUCAUGUUGGCUCACUUGUGUUUAGGUCUGCUGGCUCUCUGCUCUCUGACUGCUGCGUCAGAUCCCACCUGUGAGGAGCUCACAGCUCCUUUGGAGGAUCGCAGCCUGCUAUCUGGAAAAUGGAUUUUUACUCUUGGAACGUCAGACAAUGACCAUUUUAUGAAGGAAUUUGGAAAGGUCACUAGCUCCUGGGUUGCAUUUACACCCGUCCCCAACAGUGACACAUACAGCAUUAGAUGGAAGGACAAAGAAAUAACUGGAGAAUGCACCUCUGAAAAUUUGACUUCAACCUUUACUAGCGCUACAGCAGUUGUGUCCCAGUUUAGCACACCUGAUACAGAACAUUCUGAGCAACACCUAAAGUCGUGCCCUGACUGCCUCUUCGUCGUCGACGACAUUACAGUGAAGAUUCCUGGAGGGGAACCCAUUAAAGGCAGAUACCUGUACUUGUUAACAAAGACCGGAACACUUGAUCCCGCCCACCUGGAGGUUGUCAAGAAGCAGAUCGCAUGCCUCAAUUUCACUAAAGGUUUAUACUUUUCAAACACCACAGAUCUGUGUCCAUAAAAAGGUCAACAUUAGAACAAAACUUCCUAGCGACGAAGACUGACAGUCACCUUCACAUCACGUUUAUCCUCAGACUUCCUGCAUGAAACACUGCAAACAAUAACCACAGAUGUGUGUUGUAUGCAGACUAUACUCUGAUAUGACCAGUUCUAUAUGUUCUGUUAUGUGUUUCUUGGUUGCAACUCAUUAAAAAGACAAACUGA